This is a messenger RNA of Sorex araneus (European shrew), 1389 nucleotides long. RefSeq names its product E3 ubiquitin-protein ligase TRIM38-like. The coding region runs from base 1 to 1389 and encodes 462 amino acids. The transcript is spliced from 6 exons. Gene Ontology annotation, molecular function: protein binding; zinc ion binding. Lineage: Eukaryota; Metazoa; Chordata; Mammalia; Eulipotyphla; Soricidae. The record is from RefSeq and is a predicted model, not a curated record.
AUGGCCUCGGGCACAGCUAAGAUAAUGAAGGAGGAAGCCACCUGCCCCAUCUGCCUGGAGCUGAUGACUGAGCCAGUGAUCAUAGACUGUGGACACAUCUACUGCCGUUCCUGCAUAGUAGAAAAUCUUGCGAUCCAGAAAAAGCAGUCACUUUUCCGGAAAAACUUAAAAUGUCCUUUAUGUAACGCACAGUUUCAAAGGGAGAGCAUCCGGCCCAGUAAGCAGCUAGGAAACCUCAUUGACACCAUUAAGAAGAUGGAGCAGGAACAUCUGUGUGAGGAACACGGAGAGAGGCUCUGUCUAUUCUGUGAAGAUGACGGUCAGCUCAUCUGCUGGCACUGUGAGCGGACACCACGGCACAAAGGGCACACCACGGUCCUUGCUGAAGAUGCCUAUCAAGGCCACAAGGAACUAUUCCAGGAAACUUUGACAUACCUGAGAGAACAAGAAGUCAAAAACAAGGAAUGGCUACGGAACAUAAGAGACAAAAUUAUAAAAGUUCAGUCUGAAAAUCUGCAAGAAAGAAAUUUUAUCAAGUAUAUCUUUAAGAUAUUUCACAUGAUCCUACACAUGGAGGAGCAAUCUUAUCUCUGGAGACUGGAGAAUGAAGAAGAGCAAGUUCUGAAGAGGCUGCAGGAGAGUGAAUCCCAGCUGGAGAAGCAAAGCCAGGAACUGAACAAACACAUCCUGGAGCUGGAGAGGAGAUGUCAGGGCUCAGCCCAGGAGUUACUGCAGGAUGUGACAGACACUUUGGACAGGAUUUCGGCUAUGAUGUUAAAUGAACCAGAGGAUGUCUCAUUGGAUAUUCAUGCUAUGCCUGAUUUUGAUAGCAUUUCCUGUCAAUUGAUAAAAAUGUUUGAGACUGAUUAUGUUAAAGUCACUCUAGAUCCAGAUACAGCUCACAAUAGCCUACUUGUGAAUGAGGAUGAAAACAAGGUGACUGGUGGAUCACCCCAAGUGAAGCAUGAAACUCCUGCUAGGUUUAAAGACUUGCCCUGUGUUCUGGGAUGUGAGGCCUUCACCUCUGGAAAAUAUUACUUUGAAAUAUAUUUUCGAGAAGGAUCCGAGUGUGACGUCGGAGUUUGUCUGGAAAAUGUGCCAAGAGACAAUGGCAUGAGACGGGAUCCUGACUCUGGAUUCUGGGCCAUCAGAUAUUGCAGAGAUGAUGACUAUGUAGCUCUUACCUCUCCCCUAACUCAUCUUCCUCUGCAGAAUGUUAACUAUAUAGGGGUUUUUGUGGACUAUGAGUCCGGACUUGUCUCCUUUUAUGAUGUGGUAACUGCCUCACACAUCUUCACUUUCCCAAAGGCCUCUUUCUCUGAGUCUAUCAGGCCUUAUUUUUGUAUUGGUGAAGAUUCUAAUCUGUAUACACAGUCAGCAUGCUUUUAA